AUGCGGGCACUCAUCCGCCUCCCCGUCGAGGCCGGGUCCGGGAUCCCGCCAAAAGCAACGACCUCUUCCCUAGUAACCCCUCGCGCUGAAACCCGCGAAGGGUCAACCAAGGAUACUGGAGGAGGCGAUUGCGGGCUCCCAUGCCCCUCGGACAAGUGCCCCAAGCCGAGACCCAUAGCAACGGGUACGCUGGGAGGAGGCUCAGACCUCCUGACCGCCGGCGAGGAAGGAGGAGUCAGGGCCGCCUGCCCCAUACCCCCCUCCCCCAACGCCACCAAAGGCGCGGGCGCCGCCACAGGCGAAGGAGAUGCGGUCCUCCUGACCGCCGGCGAGGAAAGAGGAGUCAGGGCCGCCUGCCCCAGAUCCCCCUCCCCCGACGCCACAGAAGGCGCGGGCGCCGCCGCCACGCCCGAAGGAGAGAGAGCCGAGGCCGCCUGCCUCGGACCUCCUCUCCCAGCACCUGCCGGUCCCGUCAUGACCAGCGAUGCCGAUGUCGGGAAAGUGAAGGGGGAAGUGGGAGUCAGAGCCGCCUGCCCCAAGCCCCCCUCCCCCAACGCCACAGAAGGCACGGCCGCCGCCGCCAUGCCCGAAGGAGAGAGAGCCGAGGCCGCCUGCCUCGGGCCUCCUCUCCCAGCACCUGCCGGUCCCGUCAUGACCAGCGAUGCCGAUGACGGGAUAGUGAAGGGGGAAGUGGGAGCCACCUGCCCCGACCCCCCUCCCCCACGCCCCACCUCAGCCGCAGCCGUUAUAGCCGGAACGUCGGCCUCCGGUGGAGCAACCACCGACUCCCCGUCCCCGGAACCAACCAAAGUCCUCACCGACGAUGUUCGCACGGAGCAUCCAGCCAGUGCCCCACCGGCAUCCUCAAACUCCAACAAAGGUAGUGACUGCUCAAACUCAUCAUCAGAAUCUACCCGGUCACUCCAAAGUCUGGGAGGGGCAGAGGCUGGCUCAAAGGACCCGAACCGCAACGAGGUCAUAGGCACCGAUGGUGAAGGUGCCGUCUCAACCCCGGUCCCAUCCCCGGUCUGA
Molecule: messenger RNA, 1032 nt
Organism: Aegilops tauschii subsp. strangulata
Lineage: Eukaryota; Viridiplantae; Streptophyta; Magnoliopsida; Poales; Poaceae
Source: RefSeq, a predicted model, not a curated record